Molecule: messenger RNA, 2244 nt
Organism: Peronospora belbahrii
Lineage: Eukaryota; Oomycota; Peronosporomycetes; Peronosporales; Peronosporaceae
Source: the annotation of a GenBank genome assembly
AUGGCGACAAUGAAAGGAGCAGAGCUAAAGCAGUUUCAGACGACGUGUCAAGCACUUCGAGAUGAGAUUACGACCUUAUAUGAAGAACGCAAUGUUCAACCAGUGGAUGAAAUGCUUUUGAAACAACGUCGUUGGCGUGUGCUUCUUCUACUAAGUGCGAUGAAAGCAGGAUUACGUGAUACGUUUGUGGUCGCUGAUGUGCGUCGGACACGUGUUCAGGAGAAGAAAAACGUGGCAGAGUCCCAUCAAUUACAAUUACAAAAUUUAUUGUAUGAAAAGGACCAUUUAUUGCGUGAAAUUCGACGUUGUCAAGGAUUUAGCACGAAAGAAUUGGACAAAAUCGAAUUUGAGGAUGGCCAUCUCCCGAUUCAAGUGGACCCUAAAAGUCAUCGUGCCCAUUUGGAGCAAUUGACAAAAGAAUUGGGGACUCGAAAAAGUCUUCAAUUGGAAUUAAAGGAGCUUAAACUCAAGAUUAUCAAGGUAAAGAAUGCGACAGAGACGAAACAGGCGUUUUUAGACGCUUUGCCCGAUCAUUUGACAAGUAUUGAAGCUGCAACGACGGGAUUGCAGACAUAUAUGGGCGAACCAGUGUCAAGCCAGAGAAAUCAACAUCAAAUUGCUGGUGUGGAACUAGCCUCACCACUGUACGCACUAUAUUGUGAGCUAGAGGCAUAUCAGACUGCGAGUGGCGAUGCAGGCAAGCAGUUAAAGCUGGAAGUUGUUGAUUCGAUGGGCACAAAGCACACAGGUGUAUUCCGCAAGCGUGGCUUCCCAUUGGCACUUGAUCGGCAGGACUAUUCGACGGUUGGGAUCAAAAAAUUGAAAGCAUCGUCCGGCUUGCCAUCUGCAAGUGUUGGUGGAGCGACUACGUCACCACGUGCACCGUCUCGAUCACCGUCAAUGAAACGUGCAGUGGAUGACGAUCAAGAGCCAGAGAGUGGAGAGAUUGUCGUAGCUGCGCAUACUGCUGAGAAGCUGCUGGAACUGCAUCCUCAUGCGUCACCGUCAGAAGAUGAAGAGACGAACGAAGAAACAUUAGGACCUCAGCACUCUCAUCAAGAUCAGAAUGAGUGCUUGGGUGGUACAUCUUCGUCUGCACUGAACCUAUGGAAACCUCAUGCGAAGGCUUUGCAGCUGACACUAUCCGUCCAGAUUCCACUCGAUGCCGACAAGAGCGGACAUUCAGUCAAGAACGUCUCAGGCUCAUUCACUGUGUUGUUCCAAUACCUUCCUAUGGCUAAGAUUGUCACGGCCGAGGUUGUGAAAACCGUCCCUGCAAGCUACAACCAAGUCAACCAGCAGCGAAAUAUUUUGAUGAAUCUUUUUCCAGGCGACGAUGGUCUGUCCGUGCCUCAAUUGGCUGUAAACUACAUUUUCCAAGACGAGAGUGAAGAGCGAGUUGAAGUGGAGUUUCCUGUGAAUGCUACAUGCCGACCUUACUACUGGGCACAGUGGGUCUGCGGCCUGAACCCGGUAAAGCGUCCAGAUCCAUCCCAAAUGGACAACAAUGCCGUCAAGGAGAAAUUUUGUCGCCGGCCAGAGCCAUCGGUACGUAAUGUUAUGGCCCAGCUUGUGAAGCGUUUCGUGGCUACAAUGGUGCUCAAGAACCACUUAGAUCUUCUGGCCAAGUCUACCAGUGCUUUGAAUCCGUCAUCAAACGACGACUCUGGCUUUGUACAUCCGCUUGCGCGCCAUUUGUUCUUACAUGAAGUGAAGACACACCUCGAGGAGUGGAAUGCAAUUCCUGCGCCACCGCAAGACGUUUUUCAGUAUCUCAAAGAGGAUGCUGCUCUGUCGAUGCGUCCACGCGCACAAUUCCAUUUAUCCACGACAGGCUGUCAGUACUUUCGUGCUUGUUUCAAGAAUGGUCAGACCAAAGUGUCUGCUAUCGUUGAGAUAUCGCCGGAGUACCCUGUGCGCGCGCCACGCUUCCUUUUCCAGCCACGUUCGUCGACGAGUAGCAAAGCAAUGGACAAGAGUCAGAUCUCCGUGUACGACAACCACCUGAAGGAAAUUGAGGUCGAAGUGAAUGCGUACUACGAUGAAUUGAUCCCCAAGGGUAGCGAGCAUUUUCUUCUUCUCCACCAGCUCCGUAAGAUCGAGCAAUGCUUCGACGUACUUUGCAGCAGUGCAGUUGAUGGUGACGUCGAUCUGUCGCUCUGUUUUGGUCGUAACCGUCGUGGUAAAGACCGUCGUCAAGCCAUGGUCAUGGACACCGUAUCUAAGGGAUUGCGUCACAGAUAA